Pyricularia grisea is the source of this 1177-nucleotide messenger RNA. RefSeq lists its product as uncharacterized. Lineage: Eukaryota; Fungi; Ascomycota; Sordariomycetes; Magnaporthales; Pyriculariaceae. Gene Ontology annotation, cellular component: plasma membrane. The coding region runs from base 230 to 880 and encodes 216 amino acids. Gene Ontology annotation, molecular function: GTPase activity; GDP binding; GTP binding. The record is from RefSeq and is a predicted model, not a curated record. Gene Ontology annotation, biological process: signal transduction. The transcript is spliced from 8 exons.
CAAACUUCUUAUUUUCUUCCUCUAGAGCUCAACGCUGCUACGGCUCUGCGGUACCGCUAGCAAAGCUGUACGUUGUCGUCACGCUGACCUAAGGACCAGACGACGGCAGCUGCAUUUAACAAAGCUAAAAAAAGGGAGAGGACAACAACAAAAAGAGUUGCGGGUCAUGGGCACCUGCAAUUGCUGUUGCUGCAGAACAACGACCUGAACCGAAAACAACAACAAAGUCAUGCCUUCACCGCGAAAUCAACAACCAACCCGCGAGUUUCACAUAGUGGUCCUGGGUGCUGGCGGUGUGGGGAAAAGCUGCCUAACGGCACAAUUUGUGCACAAUGAGUGGAUUGAGAGCUAUGACCCCACAAUAGAGGACUCGUAUAGGACACAAGUCGCUGUCGAUGGACGGCAAGUCAUGCUAGAGAUCCUCGACACCGCCGGCACAGAACAGUUCGUUGCUAUGCGUGACCUCUAUAUGAAGACGGGUCAAGGGUUUCUCCUAGUUUUCAGCAUUACGUCACAGUCAUCCCUCGCAGAGCUAGCACAACUGCGGGAAGAGAUUAUUAGGAUAAAAGACGACGAAAAUGUGCCCAUCGUCAUAUGCGGUAACAAGGCUGAUCUGGAGGAGCAGCGAGCCGUCCCCCGAACCAAGGCCUUUGCCAUUUCACAGAGGUGGGGAGCGCCUUAUUACGAGGCGAGCGCAAGGACAAGGACAAACGUGGACGAGGUCUUUGUUGAUCUCUGUCGGCAAAUGCUUCGCCGGGACCAAUCCUCACCACACGAUUCAUUCCAAGAUGGUGACGAGCGUACCGAUGGAUCCGGUGGCUUUGGCUCCAAAAAAACAGCAAAGAAACACGGAAGGCGCACGCGAUGUGUCAUACUGUGACACAUCUUUGUUUGCGGCUUGAUCUGGUUUUAUGCGUUUUCUCUAUCGAAACUUUUUUUUUUCGACGAGAUUUCCGAGCCAUUCUACCUACCUCCCUACUUUAGUUAUGUUGCUUUUUAUAUCUGUUUCUCCAAAGAAAAAGGCGAGAUUGCAGAACGAGGAGAGCGCAAGCUCCAGAAUUGUUUCUUCAUUUUUAUAUAUAUUCCCCCCAAUCUGGUUUUUUUUUUUUCUUUUCUCUUUGGUUGGCUUUGGCAUCUGUUUGGCAUCUUGGAUCUUAGGGGGGUUUUUGGAAAUGGG